AUGGCGGCGCCCGUCGCCGUCGGUGUGAGUAACGAAGAACCGACCGAUAAAUCCACUAACGGACCCACAGAAACCACUUUAGAGAAUCCGAAACGUCCGCAGUUCGGAAACCGCUUCUUGACCGACCCUCGCCAAGUUUUCCAGCACAACGCCUGGGAUAACGUUCAGUGGUCGGAGGAGCAGGAGGAGGCUGCCCGUAAAAAAGUGGAGGAGAACAGUCAGCCCCUCCCACCCGAAAAACAAGAAGAAUUUGAUGUGCGAGCGAGCGAGUAUUGGAACGAGUUUUACACAAUCCACGAAAACCGGUUCUUCAAAGACCGACACUGGCUUUUCACGGAGUUCCCUGAGUUAGCUCCUAAACACCAGCAGAGCCGGAGCUCCACGGAAGGGGUCUCAGGCAGCACGGAACCCGCUCCGAGUGCGCCGAGCCUGGGGCUGACUGCUGAGGAUUCCCCUGGGUCACGCUCCGAACUGGACUUCCCUGGAGCGUCAGCAUCCUAUCGUAUUCUGGAGGUAGGCUGCGGAGUAGGAAACACAGUCUUUCCCAUUUUGAAGACUAACAAUGAUCCAGGGCUGUUUGUCUACUGCUGUGAUUUCUCCAGCACUGCCGUGGACCUGGUCAAGUCUAAUCCGGAAUAUGAUCCAUCACGGUGUUUUGCCUUCAUCCAUGACCUGAGCGAUGAGGCGGCCACGCUUCCCGCGCCGGAGAGCAGCCUGGACGUCAUCGUCCUCAUAUUUGUGCUGUCUGCACUUCACCCAAACAAGAUGCAGGGAGCGAUCAGUAAACUGGCCCGUUUGCUGAAGCCUGGUGGAGUUUUUUUGUUGAGAGAUUACGGACGAUAUGACAUGGCACAACUUCGCUUCAAAAAAGGAAGAUGUUUGUCUGAGCAUUUCUACGUGCGAGGGGAUGGGACUCGAGUCUACUUCUUCACACAAGAUGAGCUGCAUAACCUGUUCACUGGUGCAGGAUUGCACAAGGUCCAGAACGUGGUGGACCGGCGUCUGCAAGUAAACCGCGGAAAGCAGCUGACUAUGUACCGCGUGUGGGUGCAGUGCAAGUACCGAAAGAGUUCCACAGCAACCGGAGAGUCGGGGACACAGGAGUGAUGAAAUGAAAUGCCGAAUCCGGAAGCGGAACUGGAAUGAGAAGGGGAUCCGGAGUCAAUUGUACAGGGGGAUUUGUUUGGAGGCCUCAGAAUGAUACACAGAUCGCUUGAACGUGAUUUACAGCUGAUGGCGAUCACUAAGGAUUGGUUAUGAUGUUUAAAUGGUGGCCAGUGAUGGACCAGAUAACCUCUGUAUUCCUGAGACUGUACGUCCAAACCCAGCCCAGAGGUGCAUGUGGACAAAAGACUACACUUCCCAUCAUGCACCUACAUGUAUCUGACUGACUUUCUUCUCAUGUGAAAUGGUUAUGAAUACUUUUAAAUACACUCUUUUAC
Molecule: messenger RNA, 1442 nt
Organism: Chanos chanos (milkfish)
Lineage: Eukaryota; Metazoa; Chordata; Actinopteri; Gonorynchiformes; Chanidae
Gene: mettl2a
Product: methyltransferase 2A, methylcytidine
Exons: 9
Coding region: 1-1107 (368 amino acids)
Molecular function (GO): tRNA (cytidine-N3)-methyltransferase activity
Source: RefSeq, a predicted model, not a curated record